AGUGUUCAGGAGUAUCAGCUUGAGGUCGGCAGGGGGGGCAUCGCCUCCCAGGUGUCACUGGGUCACACUUCAAGAUACGCACGCAGCUCACAAAGAGAAUGAUUCAGACUAAGACUAACAGAAACAAACGCAUGAUAAAACAAUCCUUACAGCAACUAUAGAAGUAAUCAUAUACUUUUAUCAUGAUAACUAAAAUAGUAAUAAAUUCCUUUUGUUCCUUGUUUAAUCAUUCUGGAAUACAAAAUGUGUAGAAUCUGAAAUAUAUUAAAAGAUAACCUAACCAUUCAUUUUAUAUUUGUUAAUAUUUUGCAGGUAAAUUUCGCAAGCUAGAGACUUGGGUCAGAAUUACUCACCGUCGCGCCAUAACAUCAUGUCAGAACAAUGGAGUUUAAUUCAUUUGCUGCUUUUUUCACAUUCAAAAGGAGGCACCCUUCAUCUCUCCUUGCCUUGUGUUGUAUUUCAUCAAAGGAAUUAGGCAUCUUUUCCUGACUUCCUGGGUCUGGCCCCACUAUGGCCCGAUGUUCUUCAGUACUUCAUCUGUCUCACUUGGGUUUGAGACUUUGUGCACCUCUUUCCACUCAUUUUCCAUCAAAUUCACAUAUAUUUGUUGCAAACACUUACUCCACCAACAUCAAGGUACGUUCCUACUUUAAGUACAUUAAGCAAAAGAUUCUAUCUCCUCCCAGUCCUCCGUUCAAUCACGUGUGUCAGGUAGGGGACCCAGUGCUGCGAUCAAGAGCUGUAGCAGUUGACCCUGCAGCUAUUAAAGGGCCUGAGGUCCAGAAGGUAAUAAACACUAUGGUCAAAGUCAUGCGUAAAUUUGAGUGUGUUGGAAUUAGUGCUCCUCAGAUUGGGGUGCCACUUCGAAUCCUGGCCCUAGAGUAUCCUCAGAAGAUGUUGGCUGAGCAUUCAUCUAUAUCUAGGAAAGUUCAUGGACUCACCAUUCAACCACUGAGAAUAUUUGUCAACCCAGAGCUAAGAGUGUUAGAUUGGCAGACAGUGCUUUUUCAAGAGGCCUGUGAGAGCAUCUCUGGCUUUUCUGCUACAGUUCCACGUUACCUAUCUGUGGAAGUAUCUGGUACAGCAUUCAAGUUCUAAAUGAGUUAAAUUUUGUAGUAAGAAUAAUCUAAUGGG
This is a messenger RNA of Syngnathoides biaculeatus (alligator pipefish), 1134 nucleotides long. RefSeq names its product peptide deformylase, mitochondrial-like. The coding region runs from base 511 to 1098 and encodes 195 amino acids. Gene Ontology annotation, molecular function: peptide deformylase activity. Gene Ontology annotation, cellular component: mitochondrion. The transcript is spliced from 2 exons. Lineage: Eukaryota; Metazoa; Chordata; Actinopteri; Syngnathiformes; Syngnathidae. Gene Ontology annotation, biological process: peptidyl-methionine modification; N-terminal protein amino acid modification. The record is from RefSeq and is a predicted model, not a curated record.